AUGUCAACACUAAGCGGUAAAGGUCAUAGGAGGAGAAAAGAUAUAUUUGAACAUGAGAAUGAGGAUGACAAUAUAGUUGCCAGUGAUAAAGGUGAAGCUAGUCUAUUGGAAGUGAAUCCCAAAGCGAGCGAUCCUCCAGCUCUGAUGCCUUUGAUAGACAUUGAGAAUGAGCGACUGAAAUCCAGAGCCGCUUACCUUCAAAAACGUUUCGAAAACAAGAUCAAAGAUCUUAGGGAAGAUGUUGAGCGGCUAGAGUCACAGAGGAAUCUCAGCGCAAGAGAGGCUCAGGAGUACAAAGAAAAGAAAGACCUCUUGCAGUCAAUCGAAGACACUAAAACCCCGAAUGAUGUUCACCAAUACAACAUUCCUGGCCUCGAUGACCCUGCCUUGGAACAUGAUAGGUCUAAGAAGCGAGAUCUACUUACCUCCAAAGAUACAUAUGACGAUCCAGACACCUUUGAGACAAAGAAGAAGUUCCGCUUUGAGAACCAGUGGGAGCUUCACCAGUUACGCAAAGCGAACGAAAUCAGAACCGCUCACCCUGAUGAGAUCCAAAUUCAGCUGGACCGAAUCUAUGAAUAUGUUUUUGAUGAUUCACAAUUCAUCGAUUUCGCAGAGGAAGGCGAGACGCAGUCAGAUCCCAGUGAAGAUUAUAUCGAGCCCACUAUUACGAGCAACCGAACAUCCAUAAAGGAAGUAAGGGAAUCCCUUCCCGUUUUCAGCCUACGAUCAGAAUUUCUUCAAAAGGUCGAAGAAAAUCAAGUACUCAUUGUAGUUGGGGAGACCGGUUCAGGCAAAACCACACAACUCCCUCAAUACUUGUAUGAAGCAGGCUAUACUAACUCAAGAUCGGAAAAAAAUCAGAUUCAAAAAGUUGGAUGUACACAACCAAGAAGAGUUGCUGCAACUUCAGUUGCUACCAGAGUCGCUGACGAAGUUGGCUGUAAGCUAGGCGAAGAAGUGGGAUAUAGUAUCCGUUUUGAGGAUGUCACCUCUGAGAAAACUCAUAUAAAGUACCUAACAGAUGGUAUGCUACUAAGAGAAUUUCUUACUGAUCCCUUGCUUUCAACUUAUAAGGCGCUCAUGAUUGAUGAAGCCCAUGAAAGGACAGUAUCGACCGAAAUUGUAUUGGGUCUACUCAAAGAUAUCGUUCGCGAGCGCAAAGACUUGAAACUUAUAGUUGCGUCUGCUACUAUUAAUGCUGCUAAGUUCUCUGAGUAUUUUGAUGGCGCUCCGGUCUUUAAUAUCCCAGGAAGACGAUUCCCAGUCGAGAUUUGCUAUACAAAAAACCCAGAAGCUAACUAUAUUCAAGCUGCCAUAACCACAAUAUUUCAAAUUCACACAACCCAAAAUGUCUCGGGAGAUAUUUUGGUAUUCUUAACAGGUCAAGACGAGAUUGAAUCCAUGCACGAGACUCUAAUAGAAGCUUGCGAUAAGAUAGGUUCAUCCAUUAACAAGUUGAUUGUUGCUCCUAUUUACGCAAAUCUUCCACCGAAGGAACAACAAAAGAUAUUUGAGCCCACACCACCAGGCGCCCGUAAGGUGGUUCUCGCUACUAAUAUAGCCGAAACAUCCAUCACUAUCGAUGGUAUCAGAUUCGUGAUUGACCCUGGAUAUGUAAAGGAAAAUGUGUACAAUCCUACCACAGGUAUGGAAAGUCUCGUGGUAAUGCCCUGUUCAAGGGCUUCUGCUGAUCAAAGAGCUGGAAGAGCAGGACGAGUGGGCCCUGGGAAAUGCUAUCGCCUUUUUACCAAAUGGUCUUUCUACAAUGAGUUGCAAGCCAGCCCUACUCCCGAAAUUCAAAGAACUAACCUAAGCACCGUUGUGCUUUUGCUUCUAUCGAUGGGCAUAACCGACUUGAUGCACUUUGAUUUCAUGGAUCCACCGUCGUCACAGAUUUUAAUAAAGUCAUUAGAGUUGCUUUACUCACUCGGAGCGCUCAAUGCCAAGGGCCAGAUCACAAAGUUAGGGAGAAAAAUGGCAGAAUUCCCCAUGGACCCAAUGUUUUGUAAAUGCCUUUUAAAAAGCGCAGACUUUGGUGUGACGGGUGACAUAUUGUCGAUAAUGGCCCUUCUUUCCGAGUCAUCUUCCUUAUUCUUCCGUCCCAAGGAUAAAAGAGAGCAGGCCGACAAAAAGAAGGAAACUUUCCACCAUGAAUUUGGAGAUCACCUCACCUUAUUGAACAUCUGGAAUCAAUGGGAGGAUACGGGGUUCUCCAACAUAUGGGCAGAGGAAAAUUUCUUGCAAUAUCGUACAUUGAAGAGGGCCAAGGAAGUUAGAUCGCAGCUUGAGGGUCUAUGUAAGCGUGUUGAGAUUGACAUCGCUCAACAAAAAGAGAAGUUCCAGAAAAUCUCCAAUGAAGACCAAUUGCGAGGCAUACAAAAAUCUUUGGUGGCAGGAUUCUUUCCAAACGUUGCCAAACUCUCAAAACUGGGCACUAACUAUACUCAGUUGAAAAGAAAAAUGCCUGUCUUUAUCCAUCCUUCUUCAACAUUGUAUCACAUGAAACCUCCGCCAAAGCUUGUGAUGUAUCAUGAAUUGGUGCUAACGUCAAAAGAAUAUAUGAGAAACUGUAUGAUCAUAGAGGAGAAGUGGUUAGACGAACUUGCAAUGCACUAUUAUAUAACUACAGAACCAGACCACAAGAAUCGAAAUAGUUAA
This is a messenger RNA of Candidozyma auris, 2661 nucleotides long. Its product is annotated as DEAH-box RNA-dependent ATPase PRP2. Bases 1 to 2661 code for a protein of 886 amino acids. Gene Ontology annotation, molecular function: RNA binding; ATP binding. Gene Ontology annotation, cellular component: intracellular anatomical structure; catalytic step 2 spliceosome. The transcript has a single exon. The record is from RefSeq and is a predicted model, not a curated record. NCBI's taxonomy places the organism in Eukaryota, Fungi, Ascomycota, Pichiomycetes, Serinales, Metschnikowiaceae.